CUCUGCUCACAUUCAGACAUCGAGAUCGAAGCAACUCAACUUGGCUUUCUGAAGCUCCAGCCGGAAAACGACUCUCUGAAAAUGAAUGCUUUCACUCUUGCCAUUGCUGUGGCUGUCUUGGUGACAGUCAUUGGGGUCCAGGAGAGCUCUGCUGACCUGGUGAUUGAGGGAGCUGAACUGAUGGACGGAUUGACCAAUGGCAGCCCAGUUGCUGCUGGUGAAGACAACCCAGAGGACUCCUGGAAGAUGCCAUACAACUCACUCCAAAUGCGCCGCCGCCGCCGCUGCCGUUUCUGCUGCGGCUGCUGCCCCGGGAUGAGAGGCUGUGGCAUCUGCUGCAGAUUCUGAGAAGCCAGAAGAAAACUUCAACUACAUAAAAAAAAAAAACAAACAAACAAAAAAAAUCACUUCUCUACAUUUGCUUAUUUAUAUGUAGUUGAAUAUUGCAUUACUUUUUGAAGGAUGUGAGUGGAUUUCAUCUUUUCAUCCAUUUUGCUUGAGAAAACAUGCAGACAUGUCCUGCAAAAUAAAAAUCGCUGCAGACGGUGAUAAUUUGAGCAGAGGUGUGAUAUUUUUUUGUCAUAAUAAAUGUUGCCCCUCGAUA
This is a messenger RNA of Poeciliopsis prolifica (blackstripe livebearer), 604 nucleotides long. Its product is annotated as hepcidin-like. The transcript has 3 exons. Gene Ontology annotation, biological process: intracellular iron ion homeostasis. Gene Ontology annotation, cellular component: extracellular region. The record is from RefSeq and is a predicted model, not a curated record. NCBI's taxonomy places the organism in Eukaryota, Metazoa, Chordata, Actinopteri, Cyprinodontiformes, Poeciliidae. Bases 82 to 348 code for a protein of 88 amino acids.